AUGACGAAAGAUCUCCAACGAGAGGUCCGCAAGGAGAAACUGCGAACGGAACGGCUCAGACACCAAUCUCAGAGUGCGAGAGCUUCCCGGUUAAUGGUGCAAAACUGUAACGGCUACCCGCCUUUGCCGGAUAAUCAUUGGAACCCAUACUUUGUGGAUCCUAGAGAGUUUAUGAGCCAAUUUCCGUCUAACCCUCCAACCUCUCACGGACCUAUCUAUCAUCAGGUUCAACCGUCAGUGCCACCACAUCCAUCACCGUCAAACUACUUUCCCAAUCCCCACUAUCCUCAGUCAGGAAACCCACUGUACAAUGGAUUUCCUGGCCCUCAAUAUUACCCAGGAAGGAUGGGAGUGCCACAAUACGGCUAUUGA
This is a messenger RNA of Blumeria graminis f. sp. triticale, 372 nucleotides long. The record is from the annotation of a GenBank genome assembly. NCBI's taxonomy places the organism in Eukaryota, Fungi, Ascomycota, Leotiomycetes, Helotiales, Erysiphaceae.